GCUGAUUGGCUGAUCUCUGUUUCCUUUGUGGCGGCAGUUCGCGUCCGGUUCGCGAGGAAACUCCGAAGCACAAAAAGAAAAAAGAAGCGGACAGCUCACAGGAAGCGGAAAUCCGGAAUUUAAUCUUAUAUAGCAGAGUGUGUGUGUGAGAGAGAGAGAGAAAAAGAGAGAAAGAUUUGGAGAUUAACUGUGUAUGUGGAGUUCUGUGUGAGCGGAACCUGAGAGCGACGAUCUUACUGUGAUCUGAGCUAACAGGCUAAUGCUAGCGUAGUGUGUGUGCGCGCGUGUUUUUAGAGCAGUAGUUUCGUUGUGUGUGUGUGUGUGUGUGUGUGUGUGUGUGUGUGUGUGUGUGUGUGUGUGUGUGUGUGUGUGUGUGUGUGUUGCGGUGAUGGCGAGCUCGGCCCUGUACGCCUGCACCAAGUGUAACCAGCGCUACCCGUUUGAGGAACUCUCUCAGGGACAGCAGCUCUGCAAGGAAUGCCGGAUUGCCCAUCCCAUAGUGAAAUGCACCUACUGUAGAACCGAGUUCCAACAGGAGAGCAAAACAAACACCAUCUGCAAGAAAUGUGCACAGAACGUCAAACAGUUUGGAACACCAAAGCCUUGUCAGUACUGUAACAUCAUCGCAGCCUUCAUUGGGACAAAGUGUCAGCGCUGCACUAACUCUGAGAAGAAGUACGGCCCACCACAGACCUGUGAGCAGUGUAAACAGCAGUGUGCCUUCGACAGGAAGGAGGAGGGCCGGAGAAAGGUGGAUGGAAAGCUGUUGUGUUGGCUCUGCACACUCUCGUACCGCCGCGUUCUACAGAAAACUAAGGAACAGCGUAAAGGCCUUGGCUCGUCUCAUUCCAACUCCUCAUCACUCAGCGACAAGGAACACCGUCACCAUCAUCGCCACAGCACCUCACACAAACUGAGCAGCAGUUUGAGUCCGGAGCAAGAGCAACGACUGUGGGAACAGAGCCAUAAAUCAUCAUCCAUUCAGAAGGAAACACCAAAGAAGAAACCCAAACUGGAGCUGAAACCAUCCAAUGGAGACAGCUCUAUAGCGCAGUCAAUGGACUCAGGUGGGACAGAUAACUUCAUCCUGAUCAGUCAGCUGAAAGAGGAAGUGAUGUCACUGAAGAGGCUGCUGCAGCAGAGAGACCAGACCAUCCUAGAGAAGGACCGGAAGUUGACUGAGCUGAAGGCUGAUUUUCAGUACCAGGAGUCGAACAUGCGAGUGAAGAUGAACAACAUGGAGAAAGCUCAUAAAGAGGCCAUGGAGCAACAGCAGGCGAAGAACAGGGAGUUGAUGAAACAGGUUGCUGCUCUCUCUAAAGGAAAGAAGCUCGAUCGCACCAGCAGCUCCCUUUUGUUACCAUGACGACCACCUCUCACCCACACAUCACCAUGUGUUAUCACUGUGAGGAAGCUGAGGCCGUAUGAGUCGCAUCCAACAGCCCCCCCACCCCAAUCCAAUACCCCACUCACACACAUUCACAAACAGACAACUUGUCUAUCUCUACAUCUGUAUUGACCCCCCCCCCCCCUUCUCCCUCCCUGUUUCCCUCUCUUCCCAUCUGCUGUCUCUAUUCUUCCCCUAUCAGUCUUCCUCUCCCAAUCCUGUCCUGAUCCUGUUUGCUGUCUCUUUCUCCAUCUCUGAUUAUUCUGUCCCUCUUCUGGUGAUACCACUAAUGAUGUCAUGUAUGCAGUCCUGCCCCAAUCAUGUGACUUGAGGGGUUAUGCUGUGGACAAACUUGGUGGCUGGGCACACCGACCCUGCAGGACACACACACACACACACACACACACACACACACACACACACACACCAUAUGUCUGUCUAUCUGCAGAGAGUGACUGUACAGCUGCCUGUCUCUCUGCCUGUCUGCCUACAUAUGGGUGGGUUUUUAAUCGCCGCAAUGAUGAGGAUUUUAUUAUUCUGUUUAAAAAAGAAUUGUUAUUCAUAUUAUAGGACUCUCUCUCUCUAUUUCUCUCUCUCUAUCUCUCUAUCUAUAUAUUAUAAGUCUUUGUACUGUGACACUUUUGUAUUUUUUAUUUUGUCCUCCAGAGUGUGGAAAUUUCAGGAACAAUAAAACUUUUAAAACUUU
This is a messenger RNA of Silurus meridionalis, 2093 nucleotides long. RefSeq names its product family with sequence similarity 76 member B (gene fam76b). The record is from RefSeq and is a predicted model, not a curated record. Lineage: Eukaryota; Metazoa; Chordata; Actinopteri; Siluriformes; Siluridae. The transcript has 10 exons. The coding region runs from base 389 to 1366 and encodes 325 amino acids.